Colius striatus (speckled mousebird) is the source of this 5317-nucleotide messenger RNA. It is a transcript of the gene NBR1, whose product is annotated as NBR1 autophagy cargo receptor. Gene Ontology annotation, molecular function: zinc ion binding; ubiquitin binding. The transcript is spliced from 21 exons. Gene Ontology annotation, biological process: macroautophagy. Gene Ontology annotation, cellular component: phagophore assembly site. Bases 70 to 3162 code for a protein of 1030 amino acids. The record is from RefSeq and is a predicted model, not a curated record. NCBI's taxonomy places the organism in Eukaryota, Metazoa, Chordata, Aves, Coliiformes, Coliidae.
GAGUGGCAGGCGCGACCGCCAAUAGCAUCGCGGGAAGGGCUCAGAGGGGCCGGCGGCGCUCGGGCCGCCAUGUUAGGCUCGUCGGUCGGGCUGACAGGGCGGCUGCAGGCUGCCGGGGAGCAGAGCGUGGAGCCCGGCAUGGAGCCGCAGGUCAACCUCCGCGUCACCUACCGCGGCGACACGCAGAGCUUCCUGGUGUCGGACUCGGCGCACACGACUUGGGCGGACGUGGAGGCCAUGGUUAAAGUUUCAUUCGACCUGGACAACAUUCAGAUCAAAUAUAUAGAUGAGGAUAAUGAUGAGGUCUCUGUGAAUAGCAAAGAGGAAUAUGAAGAAGCUCUGAAGAUUGCAGUUAAACAAGGAAAUCAGCUUCAGAUGAAUGUGUACGAAAAGAACUCUUCUCUGAAAGAAGCUUCGUCUCCUUGCUCUUUGCAACUACCUGAGAAAACUGGGACAGAGAAGUUGCCACUUGUUAAAGACGAGAAGAAACCUCUUUUUCACUAUUCCAUGCUGGCUCGGGAGUUAGAGAAAGGCUUAAAAAAUGAAACAGAGCUGACAAUUCAGGAAAAGUUAAAUCACACCGUAACAGGAAGAACAAAUGAAAAUCCUCCAGAAUGGUUUACUAGCUACUUGGAAACCUUCAGAGAACAAGUAGUUAAGGAAACUGUUGAGAAACUGGAACAGAAGCUAUAUGAGAAGCUUGUUCAUCACAAUCAGCCUCAAGAUUUUUCCGAGAGCUCUGUUACAGCAGCACCUCCAGCAUCUGAGAACCAAGUAGGGAAUGGCAACCAGUGUGACUGGCUGAUCUCCUGCUGCAACUGCCAGGCCCGAAUUGUUGGAGUUCGCUACCAGUGCAGUGUUUGUCCAGCCUACAAUAUCUGUGAACAGUGUGAAGCAGGAACAUAUGCCCAUGAUCCUAAUCAUGUCUUGUUAAAGCUGCGAAGACCUGUACUAUGUGUUGCUGAAAAUUACAGCCUUGCAGAGUUUUCAUCUCGCCUGCCUGCUACUCUGGAGCAAGUUAGGCUCCAGAAACAGAUGGACAAAAGAUUUCUGAAGGCAGAAAAGCAAAGAUUACGAGCAGAGAAGAAGCAGCGAAAGGCAGAGGUCCGGGAGCUCAAAAAACAGCUAAAAUUGCACAGGAAAAUUAAUCUGUGGAACUCUGUCCAUGUGUUGGAAAAUAGUGGCUCACCUGCUCUGAAAUCGGAGAGUCUCCAACCUAAUACCUUCCUGAGUCCCAGUCAACCCUUCCAAGCAAUUGUCCCAACGCUAAGUGCAGUAUUUGUGGAUGAGAAUUUGCCAGAUGGGACUCGUGUGCAACCAGGAACAAAGUUUAUCAAACACUGGCGAAUGAAGAAUACUGGCAAUGUGGAAUGGAGCUCAGACACAAAGCUGAAACUUAUGUGGGGAAAUCUGACUUUGGCAUCUUCUGAAAAAAAAGAUGUGUUAGUGCCGUCGCUUCCAUCGGGACAAGUAGGAACCGUUUCUGUCGAGUUUGUAGCUCCAAAUAUAGAAGGAACUUACACCUCUCACUGGAGGCUGUCACACAGAGGGGAACAGUUUGGGCCCAGGAUCUGGUGCAGUAUUGUUGUGGAUCCCUCUCCAGCUACUGACUAUUUAGAAGGCAACUGGAAGGAUUCUGACUCCUGUCAGAAGGAUAAAGCUUCCAGCACCAAACAGGCUGCCUCUUUAAAGACAGAAGCAGGUGCUCAACUGAUGGGUGAAAUCGCAGAGCAGACUGAAAUACCUCUGCCAACUAUUCCUUUAAAGAUGAAAAAUCUGCCAAGUGAGAGAGAAUUUUAUAUUCCGUCUGUUGAUCUCCUCACUGCACAGGAUUUACUGUCGUUUGAGCUGUUGGACAUAAAUAUUGUGCAGGAAUUGGAGCGAGUGCCACACAAUACUCCUGUUGACAUGACUCCAUGCAUGUCCCCUUUGCCACAUGAUAGCCCCUUGCUGGAGAAACCUGGCUUAGGUCAGAUAGAGGAGGAGAACGAGGGGAGUGGAUUUAAACCAGUACCUGGCAUGGUGGAAGCCUGCUUUCCUGCAGAUACUCGUGUAGUGAAGGUGAAAGCUGAACAUCCCUUGAACCAGGAGGAAGGGGAAGAAGACAUGAGUGGGACUCAGUUUGUCUGUGAAACUGUAAUUCGUUCUCUGACUCUGGAUGCAGCACCUGACCAUAAGCCCCCACAGAAAAAGAAAAUCCUCCAGAAUUCUUUACAGACAUUGCAAGACACCUUGAAUUGCAAUAUGACAACUGAAGAAGCUCCUAAGAUAAAAACUAAUCCUGCUCCCAAAAAAGAAGUAAAGAUUCAUCAAUUGAGUGCAGUGACAGAAAAUGGCUAUGGGGACCUUCUGCAGUCUGAUGAGCAAGUAGGCCCCUGUAGUGAUACUGGUAAUUCUGACCAAGAGGAAGAUGAUGAUAAAGAUGAUGUUCAAAGUCAAAGCUCAUCUGCUUCAUCAGAGGAUUAUAUCAUUAUUCUCCCUGAGUGCUUUGACACCAGCCGUCCCUUAGGGGAGUCUAUGUACAGUUCAGCUCUUUCUCAGCCCAGUUUGGAAAAGACAGGAGAACCUGAAACAGGAGCAGGCAAUCCAGAAGGGGGAAGCCAGCCCCAGAUCUGCAGCAUCAGUGACAUUUUGACAGCUUCCCAAACACUGGCUGUAGAGCCGCUGACGCCAGAGGUUGUGGACACCACUCCCCAGGCACAAAGGAGUCUUGCAUCUCUUCAGAAUCCCGUCUUCCAAGAACCAAACGUAUUGGCUUCAGAGAAUACCUCUUCCACGCCUCUUAAUCAAAUAAGAGAAGAACCCAGUGGUGAAGACAGUCGUGGACCUGGGUCUUCUGGAAUUCCAACGGGUAAACAGAAGUGCUCAGAAUACCCAAGAUAUCCUCAAGGAAGCAGCAUUGCAGGAGAACUAGUUAAAGGAGCUUUGUCAGUUGCUGCUUCUGCCUACAAAGCGUUAUUUGCUGGACUGCCCAUUAUAGAACAGCAGCCUGCAGCUACAGAAGAGCACACUGCCACUCUUCUAUCCAGCCUGAAUGAGAUGGGCUUCUGUGACAGGCAGUUAAACCUGCGACUGCUGAGGAAACACAACAAUAAUAUGGUUCAAGUGGUAACCGAAUUGCUUCAGAUCAGUAACAGUGACUGGUACAGCAGUAGAUACUGAGCCUUCCUGGUGAAGAGAGAAGUCGUCUUCACUGAGUAAACUCAUUAAACAGUGCAACAGCAGCAGAGUGAUCCUCAGCUGCUUUCUUAUUGGGGAUGUGACUAAAACUUUCGCUUUUCUUCGAGCUUUAAACUUUAUUUUUUCCUCUCAUGGAAGUGUCAAACAGUGCUUGUCACGGCAUCUUAUGAGUUUGGAGACCAGAAUUUCAACUGUUGUUUGUACCUUGUAGUUAAACAAGUAGUCUUUAAGCCUCUAAUUUCAUAUUGAAUCCUUUUAUCAGGGAAUCCUGUAGAAUUACUUAAAGUUCCACACAGAUGACAACUUCUCCCUUUGUUGUGUGUAAGAUUUCUAUUAUUUUAUUUUAGGCAGCUGGAAAGUUGUUGUUUUAACUUCUAACAAGCUUUGGAAUAGAAACCAAUAUAAGAUGCUGCUGUAAAAUGUAGUUUUGCCUAACUUACAAGAGAUGCCCAAAACUAGAAAGUUGUUUCUUAUGAUAUGAUUUAGUAAUUGAUUUGUCAAGUGCAUGACAGUAAUGUAACUGGCUUUAACCUUAUAAAUCAUUCUUAGCAGAACAAAGGUUGCUCAUACACACAAAAAAGCCAUCUUGGAUCAUCAAACAACUUUUGAAAUAGAUGAGAGUGGAAUUGCUAUUAAACUGAUGAACACCAGGAAAGUCAUUGUUCUUUGUAGCAGAGUGAAGCAGGAGAGUGAAAUUCACCGGCAGCAAUUGAACAACCCUACUGUUCUAUGAUUCUAUUAUAUGAUUCUAUUAAUGUUAGUGCAAAACGUAUCUGUAACAGGAAAACGUAGCCUACAUGAAAUAUUUUGUUAAACGUUAAGAGUAGGAGAAGCCUUUCUAAGAUUCUUUUCAGGCUUUUGAUAGAAACGUUAAAAAGUUUUGACUGCUCUCUUCUUUUUUUUUCAGUGUAGUGCAAACCUCUUACUCCAUUAACACCAAACAUAGAGUUGAAGAAUGCCUAGGAACCCAGACCUGAACUGGAGUCCAAGUUCUGGUAGUGGUUAGGGACGGGAAGAGUGCUUGAGGGUAGGGAUCGUGUGACUCAUGUUACAGUUUGAAAAAUGCGUUAAGUUAAGCAGUUUUAAGUGUUCAGUCUCCUCUGGUGGUUCUGGCUGCUCCUUGUUACCACAGGCACAUGUGUAGGAUUCAUGGUGUUUUUUUUUUUUUUUCCUCUCACAAGAUUUUGCUUUAGUUGCCCUUAUUUAAUUUGGAAAUCCAAGAAUUCCAUUCUGAAUUUGGUGAGAGAGAUUUGAUUCUGAAGAAUCACAAGAAAUGAGCAAAAUACACUGCUGUGCAGUGGUGUAUCCACAGAUAACCUGUGCAGAGCCCAGACCCUCUGAAGGUGACAGCAAUGUUGGCUACGUUCUUACUUCCAUGCAAACUUUUAUUCCUUGCUACAGUAAGAGACCAUUGAUCCUAAAAUAUUUUAUGUUACUGCUGCUUUGAGCUCGGGUGUUCCUGUGUUGCCACAGCGUAGCUGAAGCAGUAGCAGUAUUGUGACUGAGCAGGUGAUCAGUAGUAGUGACUUUUUUAAAAGGUGUAAUACCCUUAGAGAUAAGAGACCAUUAAAAUAAUUGAAGAAGAAGAUGUAUCAUACCAUUUUCGUUUUACACCUAUUUUUAUAGAUUGUGGAAGAUAUACUCUUAAAUGUUUAUUUUGAAAUACAGUAGACCUAUUUUGCAGUGUUUCCCAUCUUUACACCAGUACAACUGUCUGCUGUGGACCAGAUAAAGAUCUUUUUGUAGCUUGAAACCACAGGGUUGUUCCCACCCCCCCCAUUACAUCUGGGCUGUUUGAAUUCCUUUUGGCCUUUGCCUGCUCUGGAAGAGGAGGAAGAAGGAAUGUGAAUGAGUUGUAGUAGCUGGUGAGACUUCGAAGGAUGGUUAUCUGCCUGGAUCUGGAAUGCCCAGUGGGAUAUGUGUUGUUUCUGUGUGUACCUUCCUACAAAACACUACCCUUUGGAGGAGGAACACCUCACUUUGGACUGAAAUGCAGAGUGUGAAUCGCUGUUUUCCCUUGGUUACUUUAGGGUUUAGAUGAUGUACGCUCAGGCUUAAUAUAGACCCAUUUCUGUUGGCUUUGUAUAUUUUGUUAAUGGAUGCAUGGUAUAAUUUAUAAUAUAUCCUGUAGCGCAGA